GGCGGCCCGCGGAGGGGGCGGGACAACCGUCCGGCAGCUACCGAGUGUGUCCGCGGGUUUGUGAGGUGGCCUCGGUCGGGCCCAGUGGCUGAGGUCACCCGCGAUGCCGAGGCCAGAGCCGGCAUCCUCGCCCCUCUGAGCAGCUCUCGGCGCGGAAGGCUCAGAGAGUGGCUAUGGCGGAGUCCUCCGCGCCCGGGCGCAGCGAGUCCCCAGGCAGCGGGAGCCUGGCGGACGAGACGGAGGAGGAGGAGGAGGAGGAGCGGGAGCCGCUGCUGCCGCGGAUCGCCUGGGCCCCGCCGCGGAGGGGCGCGCCGGGGGGCGCCGUGAGGCUGGUGGAGGCUGGAGGCGAGGAGGGCGCGGCCUUCCCUCGCGAGGCUGGCGAUGAGGAACCGCUGCUCCCGCACAGGGACGCGCCGCGCUGCCCCUCCCGGGGCCCAAGAGGCCUCCGGAACUCGCCCACCGACCCGGACCGGAUCCGCCCCGUGGGUUCAGAGUUGAACACAUUCUUGGAUGAUCCUGAAUUUGCUGAUACUAUAUUGAAAGCAGAGCAAGCAAUAGAAUAUGGAGUUUUUCCAGAAAGAAUCUCUCAAGGUUCAAGUGGAAGUUACUUUGUGAAGGAUCCUAAGAGGAAAAUUAUUGGUGUGUUUAAACCAAAAUCAGAAGAGCCUUAUGGUCAACUGAAUCCAAAGUGGUCCAAAUACGUUCAUAAGGUCUGCUGUCCCUGCUGCUUUGGCAGAGGCUGCCUGCUUCCAAAUCAGGGAUACCUUUCCGAAGCUGGUGCCUCCCUUGUGGAUGAAAAGCUUCGUCUGGGCAUUGUACCUAAAACAAGGGUGGUUUGGCUUGUCAGUGAGACAUUUAACUACAGUACAAUUGACCGUGCAAAAUCUAGAGGCAAAAAGUAUGCUUUAGAGAAAGUGCCAAAAGUAGGUAGAAAAUUCCAUCGGAUAGGACUCCCUCCUAAGAUUGGUUCCUUUCAGUUGUUUGUUGAAGGUUACAAGGAGGCUGAAUAUUGGCUUAGGAAAUUUGAAUCUGACCCUUUGCCUGAGAAUAUUAGAAAACAAUUUCAGUCACAAUUUGAAAGAUUGGUUAUUUUGGAUUACAUCAUCAGAAAUACAGACAGGGGAAAUGAUAAUUGGUUAAUCAGAUAUGAAAAGCAGAAACAUGGAAAGGAAAUUAAGGAAGCAACAUGGAUUGAUGAUAAAGAAUCGCUUAUUAAAAUAGCUGCAAUUGAUAAUGGUCUAGCAUUUCCUUUUAAACAUCCUGAUGAGUGGAGAGCAUAUCCAUUUCACUGGGCUUGGCUUCCUCAAGCAAAAGUUCCUUUUUCUGAAGAAACAAGAAAUUUGGUUCUACCAAGUAUUUCUGAUAUGAACUUUGUGCAAGAUUUAUGUGAAGAUCUUUAUGAACUUUUUAAGACUGACAAAAGAUUUGACAAAGCCACUUUUGAAAGUCAGAUGUCUGUGAUGAGGGGUCAGAUCUUAAAUCUCACUCAGGCCUUGAGAGAUGAGAAGAGUCCCGUCCAGCUGGUGCAGAUGCCUUGUGUGAUUGUGGAGCGCAGUAAAGGUGGCAGUCAGGGCCGGAUUGUCCACCUCAGCAAUUCCUUCACCCAGACUGUCCAUUGCAGGAAGCCAUUUUUUUCCUCCUGGUAGCAGAUGUAAGAGUAAGAGAAACAAACUGUUUGGCGUUAUUGCAUUACUGAAACAUUAUGGUAAUGUAAAUCUGUUAAGAGCUCCAUUUGCCAAAACCUUGAAUAAUGUAAGUCUUUAAAAGGUUAUCUUUGAAUGUAAUCAAAAGUUUACAGUUUUUUUUCCAAAUAUUAAAUUUCUAUUUCAGGGAAGAAGUGAUAUAUCUCCUAUAUUGUAUUUUUGUAGAAAAUUUUUAUUUUAUGUCGAUGUUAGUCUAAAAAGUAAUUUCAUGGUUUACACUUUCUGAAAUGAUAGUAAUUACUUUAGAAUUCCAGGCAGAUAGGUAUUUGUUGACUUUGAAUACAGUAAUUUUCUAUAUACUUUUUAAACACUGAGAAGAGUGUUCAUGCUAACUCUUCUUACAUUAUAAAAAACCUUUGAGGGGGAAACUGCUCUUAAGAACUUUAACAGAGUAGCUGAUAGAAAAACAAGUAAGAAUAAUAAAGCAAUGUUGCCUUAACUUAAAAAGCUGCUGUUUUAGAACUUGAAUAAGUACCCCUAAAGUGACCAUUAUUAGCACCACCAGAAAAUUAUAUUUUGGUUAAGUAACAGACGACCACUUUCUUUUUUGUAUUUCAGAAUAUUUUUGUUCAGUUAUUUUGUUAUAGAGAAAGCAAUCUCAAGAUAUCCCCCCUUUUAAAAAAAUGGAAGCACUCAACUGAGAUUUGAAGUGAAUAAUGUGAAACUAAGGUAGAUCUCCAAUAUUUUCAAAUUCCAAAAUAGCAUUAAAAAUUCCCUUUUGGUUCUUGCAUAGGAUCAGUUACUUAAUCAGUAAUUUAAACUACUGAUUUUGUUCAAUUUAGUACUUCAAUUAGUAUUAAACUUCACUGAAAAGUAAACCAAACCUCAAAAGUACACAAUGGAUUGCAUUUUGGGGUCCUAGGACAAUAAGCUCUUAAAAAUAAUUGUAGUAUUGUAGAGUACUUGAAAUUACUGAUAUUACAAUUACAGUCAACUUUAGAAUAUCAGCCCUAUUUAAAUGGGAACAUGACUGAUAGAGCCAUAAAAUCAUUUAUAUUUGAUUUUGAAUAUAGUAUGUCUGAUAUCCUAAAAAUUUGUAGCACUUUUAAAUCACCAAGUGAUUUAAAUUGAGAUGAGCGCAAUAUAAAGAUGUGAUUCCAAAGGAACAAAAGUUUCAUUCUCUAGACUGCAAAGAAAUAACAUCACUCUUCAAACUAAACUGGGCAGUUUGUAGUCUUGGCCUUUUGUUUUUUAAACUUUCUGUCAUGUGCUUUUCUUUUUAAUGAAGUGUUUUUGUGUAAAAAGAAUUUCCUGGAGGUUAAAUUAGGAUGGAAGACAGUUCUGCAGUUUCCCCUAACUUCACAUCUUUCUCUUGGACUUCAUGGAUGUGAUGAGUGAGAACAGUGCUGCCUUAGUAGCAGUUCAUUGGAAACCUGUGUCCUCCUAUCUCCCCAGUCCUCCGUGAUCUUAAUGUUGAGAUAAUGGAAAAUUGACUGGAAAUUCAAAACUCAAGCUACUAUCUUUAGAUAAGUCCUGGUAAUUAAAAUGUGCCUUUUCAAGAUGUGUUCUUAAAGAAAUACGUUGUUAUGAUGUUGAUAUGACUUUCAUAAAACAAUUUUUUCAGUACUUUGAGAAUUGCCAUAUAAUUCUUAUAAUGGAAAACUUAGUAAAUUACUAGUUUUAUAAAAAAGUAAAGUUGAAAUAUGUAAGAUGUGAUCACAAGUUAAAGUACAUUGGUUAUUUUUGUAAAUUUUCAUGAACUUAAUUCUUAUUUAAACAUUGUGCUAAUUUUUUCAGUAAGUAUAUUUAUAGUGUCAAAUAUGGUAAAGUAAAAGUAAUAAAAAUCAUUGUUUUAAGGCAAGAUUUCUCCUGAAGUAUGUAUAUUGAAUAUUUAGAAUGUUUGCAGACACACUUAUGUUUGUAAAUGAUGUCAAACUACCAUUUGUUACUCUAUAUAUUAGUGGCAUAAUUUAAUUUUUUAUAAUUCCAGAAAAUAUGUUUUCUUCUUUAAUUAGCAACAUUUUAAUUUUAAUUAUAUGCUACCUUAAUACCUUAUUCUCUCCCAAAUUUGUCAGCAAUUAAAACUUGUAGAAACAUUUCUUUUUGCAAACUUGAAAACAAUUUGAUUCACAAAAAUUUUUUUUGAUUCAAAGUUCUGUACUGAUGGUGUUAAAACCUUAUUUAAAAAAUGAUGAUGAUAUGUUCUUUGAUCAGAUUACAUUUAAAGAUUUAUAAACAGACAAAUAAAUUCUUAUGUUUCCUAA
Manis javanica (Malayan pangolin) is the source of this 3907-nucleotide messenger RNA. Lineage: Eukaryota; Metazoa; Chordata; Mammalia; Pholidota; Manidae. The record is from RefSeq and is a predicted model, not a curated record.